AUGACUUCAACUACUGGUUUAGCAAUAAAAGAUGCAAUAUUAAUAAAACUUAAAGAAGUUGGUCUUAGCAUAGAUAAUCUUAGAGGACAAGGUUAUGAUGGAGGAGCAAACAUGUCUGGUAAACAUAAUGGUGUCCAAAGUCUAAUUUUAAAUGAGCAACCACUAGCAUUCUAUACGCAUUGUUUUAGCCACUCUUUGAACCUUUGCUUAUACAAGGCCUGUAAUGUUCCCUCGGUCAAAAAUAUGAUGGGAAUUGUAUCAAGUAUUGCUGCUUUUUUUUCUGCUUCAGCUAAGAGAGCUGAUAAAUUGAAAUCAGUUAUUUUAGGCGAUAGCAAUAAUUCACAAAAAAAAGAAAAAUUGAAAACACUGUGCGAGAUACGUUGGAUUGAGCGUCAUGACGCAUUGAUUACAUUUAAACAAUUUUAUGUUUAUGUAGUGCAUGCUCUUGAAGAUAUUUCACAUGAUCCUAAUCCUGAAAGCUCAUGCAAAGCAGCAUUAUAUUUAAAUUCAGUGACAAAAAUUGAUUUUCUCGUUGCACUUGAAGUUACAGUAACUUGUUUUGCCUACACUUUGCAACUCAGUAUUUCUCUUCAGAGCAAACAACAAGAUAUUUCUAAAGCAUUAUCCGACGUAAUGGUUAUUCGCAGUGCACUAGAAGAGCUUCGAGAAGGUGCAGAUGGACACUUUAAACAAAUUUUUAAGGAUGUUUCUGAUAUUGCAAAUUUAGCGAAUGUAGAAAUAUGCAUGCCUCGGAUAUGUGGUAGGCAAACACAAAGAAUAAAUAUAAAUUCAAAAGAUCCAGAGACAUACUUCAAAGUAUCAGUGUUUCUUCCUUUUCUUGAUUUCAUCCUUCAAGAAUUGGAUGCACGAUUUAAUCAACGACUAAGCGAUAUAAUACCUUUACAGGGACUUAUUCCAUCAAAUUUUAGUAUGUACGACGAUGAAACUAUAUUGAAGGCUUCUAUCUAUGCUCAAGAUCUUUCAACUGAUGAUGAUUCUAUUCUUAAAGCAGAGUUGCGCAUUUGGAGACACCAAUGGAAAAAUAUGCAAAUUAUACCAGAUUCGGCCAUUGUUACCUUACCCCAUUGCACAGCUAUCGUACCAAAUAUUAAAAUACUCUUACAAUUGUUUGCAACAUUGCCAGUCACCUCAGCCACACCCGAACGUACGUUUUCAACACUAAAACGAUUAAAAACAUAUUUACGGUCAACCAUGUCGGAAGAACGACUCAAUGGAUUGGCAUUAACAAAUAUUAACAAAAAAGAACAAUUGAGUGAGGAUGAAAUAAUUAAAUUAUUUUCCAAAAAGGCACACAGAAGGAUGCAACUAGAAGACUGGAGCAAAUAA
Metopolophium dirhodum (rose-grain aphid) is the source of this 1347-nucleotide messenger RNA. RefSeq names its product 52 kDa repressor of the inhibitor of the protein kinase-like. The record is from RefSeq and is a predicted model, not a curated record. Lineage: Eukaryota; Metazoa; Arthropoda; Insecta; Hemiptera; Aphididae. The transcript has a single exon. The coding region runs from base 1 to 1347 and encodes 448 amino acids. Gene Ontology annotation, molecular function: protein dimerization activity.